Molecule: messenger RNA, 3498 nt
Organism: Ilyonectria robusta
Lineage: Eukaryota; Fungi; Ascomycota; Sordariomycetes; Hypocreales; Nectriaceae
Exons: 11
Coding region: 1-3498 (1165 amino acids)
Biological process (GO): transmembrane transport; DNA-templated transcription
Cellular component (GO): membrane
Molecular function (GO): DNA binding; transmembrane transporter activity; zinc ion binding
Source: RefSeq, a predicted model, not a curated record
AUGGCGAAUAGCUCUGAAAAGCCGCGCCCUGCGGAUGGUGAUGAGGGCAUCCGCGACACGGGCGCCGCGGUGCAGCUGGCCCACGAUGCGCAGAACCACUCUGUGUCGCCGUGGACGGGCGGCAUGUUUCGCCUGUACCUCGUGCUGGCCUGCGCCUACUUGUGCGGAUGUUUGAAUGGCUACGAUGGAUCCCUCAUGGGCGGUCUCAAUGGCAUGAAGUCGUACCAAAACUACUUCAACAUGGGCGUCGAAGGCUCGAGCCUCGGAAUCGUCUUCGCCCUAUACAACAUCGGCUCCGCCGCCGCCGUCUUCUUCACCGGCCCCGUCAACGACUCCUUCGGCCGCCGCUGGGGCAUGUUCACCGGCGCCUUCAUCGUCAUCAUCGGCACCUGUGUGCAGGCCACGUCCACCGGCCGCGGCCAGUUCCUCGCGGGCCGCUUCCUCCUGGGUUUCGGCGUCAGCUUCUGCUGCGUGUCGGCGCCGUGCUACGUGAGCGAGAUGGCGCACCCCUCGUGGCGCGGCACGCUGACCGGCCUGUACAACUGCACUUGGUAUAUCGGGAGCAUCAUCGCGAGCUGGGUCGUCUACGGGUGCAGCUACAUGACCACUGCCAGCGGCGAUCCCGACCAGAAGGCCUGGCGGAUUCCCAUCUGGUGCCAGAUGAUCACGUCGGGCUUCGUCGUCCUGGGAGUCUUCUUUCUUCCCGAGUCGCCGCGUUGGCUCAUGGCCCAGGAUCGCUAUCAAGAUGCCGCCAAAGUGCUUGCCACCUACCACGGCGACGGUGACGUAAAGCACCCGAUGGUGCAGCUGCAGCUCCAGGAGAUGAGCACGCAGAUCUCGACCGAGGCUUCGGACAAGAAGUGGUGGGACUACCAUGAGCUCUGGAACACCCACAGCGCUCGCCGCCGUCUCAUUUGCGUCAUCGGCAUGGCUUGCUUUGGUCAGAUCAGUGGAAACAGUCUCAGCUCGUAUUAUCUCCCAGCCAUGUUGAAGAACGCUGGCAUUCUCAGCGAGAAGAAGGUGCUUGCGCUCAAUGGCAUCAACCCGGUGCUGUGCUUCUUUGGAGCCAUUCUCGGAGCCCGCUUGACUGAUGUUAUUGGCCGACGCCCUCUUUUACUGUACUCUAUUGUCGCGUGUUCUUGCUGCUUUGCCGUCAUGACCGGAACCAGCAAGCUGUCCCUCGAGCAGCCCGACAACACGGCGGUUGCAAACACCACUGUGGCCUUCAUCUUCCUGUUCGGCAUCAUCUUCUCCUUCGGAUGGACGCCUCUCCAGUCCAUGUACAUUGCCGAAACCCUGACCACCAGCACCCGCGCCAAGGGAACCGCCAUCGGCAACUUCGCCAGCGCCUGUGCGUCGACCGUCGUCCAGUACAGCAGCGGGCCUGCCUUUGAGGACAUUGGCUACUACUACUAUCUGGUGUUUGUGUUCUGGGACCUCUUCGAGUGUGCAUUCAUGUACUUUUUCUUCCCCGAGACCAAGGACCGCACCUUGGAGGAGCUGUCGGAGGUGUUUGAGGCGCGCAACCCGGUCAAGAAGAGUCUGGAGAAGAGGAGUGCGCAGACGGUUAUGAACACGCUUAAUGUGACGGGCGAUGAGAAGAUGGACGCUGGCGAUCCUUCGUUCCCUCGGUCCGUCUCGGUCCGCCGUUCUCGCAGCUCCUUCACUGCGAUACUUGUCGUGGGCGCAAGAUACGUCGUGAGAUGUGAUGGAGGAACUCCGUGUACCACCUGCUCCACGGCCGACCAGGAUUGUACAUAUGGUGCCGAGUCCAACUCGAGAGGCAAAAAUGACCUCAUCCUCGAGGGAAUCCUGCGCGUCGAAAAGUUCCUCCACGAAAUAAAUGCCAAUCUCUCCACUGGCUCGCAGCCCGAUCGUCGCGUCUCCUACGUCUCCCCAAAUGCGCAAUUUGGAAGCUCCUUUUCGGGAUCGCCUCACAACGAGGGAAAUGCGCGCCGUCCCAGCGUCCCCAUUCAAGAAGCCCUCAGCGAGUCGCAUCCCAGCAAUGGAUAUAGCUUCGACAAUGCAGUGCUCGACUCAAUGCACACUUCGACCACGGAAUCAAUCCUCCAAUGGCCUCACUUCGACAUCUUCCCGUCGCUUCGCACCGAACACACUUCAAUAUUCCACCUGGAACAAUCACGAACAAUCCUUCCGAUAAGGCCAAACGCAAUGUAUCCAUACGUCGACAUUGACGACAUCAAUUCCAUCCUCGACUCGUUCGAGCACAAUCUCAACUUUUGGUACCCAACCAUGUCCCAGGAGCAACUUCAGAAGAUUCGAGUGACACUGCAGGCUGGCGUCCCUUCCGAGGACAACGUCGAGGUGUGUCUCACUCUCCUGACCAUGGCGCUUGGGUGUGCAAGUCAGACCCUUGCAGGCCUCGCGUCUGGGGAGGUUCUCACCGAAGACGAGUCGCGAAGACGAUUAAUGAAGCGGAAGAUGGGCGACAUCUACUUUGAAUCCGCCUUGAAGAAACUCUACGUAGCACACUUGCAUACCAACUCAGAAGCUGCGCAAUGCCUAUUCUUCGCUGCCAUGUACUUUGCUUUUCUCGUCCGGCCGCUCCAAGCCUGGGAGUUCCUUAGCGCAACGGCUGCCAAAUGUCUGCUACUUCUCUCUUAUCCUCCCAAUGGAGGUACACCCGAAGACCAGGAACGUGUGAGAAGGAUAUUUUGGUCAUGUUAUAUUCUUGAAAGCGAUUACGUAGCAGAACUAUCUGCAUGCCCUCCGUCAGGCAUCGCACGAAUCGAGUCUUCCAUUCCAUUGCCUGGAGCGUAUCACACACAUUCUACAAACGACCAAGAGGAGCAAUCGGCUCUUUAUUUCCUCGCUUGUAUCAGCAUGCGUCGCCUUUUGAAUCGAGUCCAUCAACUGCUCUAUGCUCGGGGCACCGGAGCCGCCCUCGACACGGCACGAUUCCCGCCUAUUGUCGCCGAGCUGAAUCACCAGCUUGACGAAUGGCGUGAUGUUCUGCCUGUCGCCUUUGAGUUUAGUAUCGACACACGACCAACUCGGACAGAUGCAGGUGGCUUUCUGAGGCAGCGGUACUUGACCUGUCAGGGCGUCAUCUACCGUCCAUAUCUGAUGUGGAUUCUGAGUGGAAGUCAGAUCGGCUCCCAUGGCAUCAGUGCAAUUUCACCUAGUCAAGAUGCGCUAUCCAAGUGCCGGGCCUGCAUUGACGCCUGUAUGCUGCAUGUCCUCAAUCUACGGGGGUUUGCACACACGAUUCUAGUCGAUACGUGGAUUUGCUCUCUUUCAAUGUCCGGAGCUAUGCUCAUUCUACUUGCAGCCUGUCAAGUACCAAUAUUGAAGAACCUCAUCGAUCCAAAGGUCCUCAAGAUGGGUGACCAUCUCAAGGGCCUCUUCCAAGAAUGGCGGCAGCUUGAUGUAGGCUCAGAUUCGCCGAGCGUGGAUCAAAGCCUCUGGAUUAUCCAUGAAGCUGACAGAUUUAUCAAAGAGGGCUACAAGCCAGGUGCAUCCAGUGUAAUGUCUUGA